AUGCACAUUUCUGGCAUGAAAGGGCAGUUCUGGCAUGUAUCUGACCUACAUUUAGAUCCGACUUACCACAUUACCCCUGAUCGCACCAAAGUUUGUUCUUCUUCCAAAGGAGCCAAUGCCUCCAACCCAGGCCCUUUUGGAGACUUUUUGUGUGAUUCUCCAUAUCAGCUUAUUUUGUCAGCAUUUGCAUUCAUGAAGGAUUCAAAACAGCAGGUUUCGUUCAUGAUUUGGACGGGAGAUAGCCCUCCUCAUGUUCCUGUAAAAGAACUCUCCACAAAGUUGGUCAUUAGCAUCAUUGGCAAUAUGAGUUCUACAAUUCGUAGUUUCUUUCCAGAUCUUCAGGUUUUCCCAGCCUUGGGCAAUCAUGACUACUGGCCACAGGAUCAGCUUCCUGUAACUACCAGUGAAGUUUACAAUGCUGUAGCAGAUUUCUGGAAACCCUGGCUAACUGAUGAAGCAAUCAAUACCUUUAGAAAAGGUGGCUUCUACACACAGCUGUUUGAGUCCAGUGAUAGCUCUCAACCACUCAGGAUAAUCAGUCUGAACACAAAUUUAUAUUACAGCCCCAACAGUGUAACUGUGAAUAUCACUGACCCAGCCAACCAGUUUGCCUGGCUGGAGGGAAUACUAGAAACCUCUUCACAAAAGAAGGAAAAGGUAUAUAUAAUAGGACAUGUACCAAUAGGAUACUUGCCAUAUGCAAAGAAUACUACUGCUAUCAGGGAGUAUUACAAUGAGAGACUGGUAAAGAUUUUUCGCAGAUACAGUAGUGUUAUUGCGGGGCAGUUUUUUGGACAUACGCAUAGAGAUAGUAUCAUGGUCCUCCUGGAUGAAGAAGAAAAACCAGUAAAUUCCUUGUUUGUGGCACCCGCUGUAACCCCAGUGAAGAAUGUCUGGCAAAUGGAAUCCAAUAACCCUGGUGUCAGAUUGUAUCAAUAUGAUCUUCUUGAUUAUAGCUUGCUGGAUCUUUGGCAGUUUUACUUGGACCUCAGAGAUGCCAACAAGAAAAAUGAAUCGAACUGGAAAUUAGAAUACAUCUUUACUAAAGCUUACGGCAUUGAAGACUUGAAACCAGAAAGCCUAUAUGAAGUGGCCAAGCAGUUGUCUGUGCCACACAGUACACUGUUUGAGCAGUAUUACAGUAACUUCAUUGUGAGUUAUGAUAAAACCAUUGUCUGUGAAGAGGGGUGCAAGACCUGCCAAAUAUGCGCAAUCCAAUAUUUGGAUUACUCCUCAUACACAGAUUGUGUCAAUCGGGAAGCAACGUGGAGAUGAAGUCUGUGCAAUUUAUGCUGUUACUGACUUUAGUGUGUGAUUUAAAGAACCUGCUCAUCCUUUCGCUCAAGCACGGAUGGAGCCUUACUGGAAGCCUAUGGGACUUCUCUGAAUUUCAGGGGAGCAAUCAAUCUCCCUAGGUCUUUCUUCUUGUAAGCAUAUUUUCCUUACACAUCUAAAUAAAAGUUUAUUGGCUAUGUAAUAAUGGCCAGAUACUUUGCUGUUGUUUCAAGUGUCCUGUACCCUCUGUAACAGGCAUCCAAGUAUGUGGUAUUAGAA
This is a messenger RNA of Charadrius vociferus (killdeer), 1554 nucleotides long. It is a transcript of the gene SMPDL3A, whose product is annotated as sphingomyelin phosphodiesterase, acid-like 3A. The record is from RefSeq and is a predicted model, not a curated record. Bases 1 to 1275 code for a protein of 424 amino acids. Gene Ontology annotation, biological process: sphingomyelin catabolic process. The transcript is spliced from 8 exons. NCBI's taxonomy places the organism in Eukaryota, Metazoa, Chordata, Aves, Charadriiformes, Charadriidae. Gene Ontology annotation, molecular function: sphingomyelin phosphodiesterase activity.